AUGCUGGAAGCUUUCGAGAUUUUGACCACCUCCGGUGUGGUGCUUUGGUCCAAAUCCUACGCCCCAGUAGGCGCACAUGUCAUCAACGGCCUGAUCAACGACGUCUUCAUUGAGGAGAAGGUUGUGCCUCAAAAUACCACAACGGGAGGAGUGUCGCCAGCAUUUAAGAAGGAGAAGUACACGCUGAAGUGGAAGAGAGUGAAGGAAUUCGAUUUGAUCUUCGUGGCCGUCUACCAAUCGCUUCUCCACCUCGGCUGGAUCGACAAGCUUCUUGAAAACAUUUCGACUAUCUUCAUAGACCUCUACAAAGAGCAGGUGAAGGGAAACCGCGCGCGAAUCCAGACCUACCGCUUCGACCCAUACUUUGACCAGCAAGUCCGAGAACUAGAAGACGAUACUGGUUUCGUAGAGGAGCAUGUGCCAGAGGCAAACGAGAAGAAAGACUCGCUUGUAUCAUCGGAUAAUGGAGGUCCCCCUCCCCCGCCAGUUCCUGGCCUGGUGAAAGCGCAGCCUAGAGCUGCGCAAGCCGGGGCGACCUCUGACGAGGGUACGCCACCAGCAACACCAGAUAUUUCUAGAACUUCUACUCCCCAAGGUCACCUUCUUACCGCCAAGGCUGGGCCUGGAGGCCGUGUCUCUCGCCGGGCCCGCAAGGCUGCGAACGCGAGCCCUCACGCAUCAUCUGGCGAUGAGAAUACCAGGAAAGGGAAGCCCGCGAAGAGCACCGCGAAGAAGAUGCGCAAGUGGGAUGCAAGCGGAAUGGCAGAUGAGGAUGACGGGGAGGUUCUCGAUUACUCUGCCCCCGCGGAUGAGGGAGAGGCUGUUGCUCCGACAGUGGAAGCCGUCUCCGCAGAUGAUUGGGGUCGCCGGACAGGCAAGGGCCAGUUCGUGUUGAAAGAGCUGGGCGAGGAAGUCCAGUCUAUUUUGGAACAAGCAGAUGCAGAGAAGUCCAAGGACACCGCUUCAUCAGGUGUCGUUGGCUCUGGGUUCAAUGCAAUUGGCGGCUUCUUCCGCAACAUCGUUGGUGGAAAGGUUCUGACAGAGGCUGAUCUCGAAAAGCCGUUGAAGGCAAUGGAAGAACAUCUGUUGAAGAAGAACGUGGCGCGCGAAGCUGCUGUGCGUCUCUGCGAGGGUGUGCAGCGUGAGAUGGUCGGCAAGAAGACCGGCAACUUCCAGAGCACUGAUGCCGCCCUUCGAGUGGCAAUGGAAUCCUCGUUGCGGAAGAUCCUGACACCGACUUCUUCGCUGGACCUACUGCGCGAGAUCAACGCCGUGGUUGCUCCUACCACCAAAUCACAGGCUCCUCGGCCUUACGUGAUGUCCAUCGUUGGUGUCAACGGCGUUGGAAAGUCAACUAAUCUGAGCAAGAUCUGUUACUUCCUGCUGCAAAAUAAGUACCGAGUUCUUAUUGCAGCAUGUGAUACGUUCCGUUCUGGAGCCGUGGAGCAACUCCGCGUGCACGCAGACCGACUGAAGGAACUGAGCUCGCGCGAGAAUGCAGGCGAUGUCGAAAUCUACCAAAAGGGAUACGGCAAGGACGCGGCGAACGUCGCUAAGGAUGCCGUGGACUUUGCAGCAGCCAACAAGUUCGACGUUGUUCUGAUCGACACGGCUGGCCGCCGACACAACGACCAGCGACUGAUGUCUUCGCUUGAAAAGUUCGCUAAAUUUGCCAACCCGGACAAAAUCUUCAUGGUCGGUGAGGCGCUUGUUGGCACAGACAGUGUGAUGCAAGCGCGCAACUUCAAUCAAGCCUUUGGUCAAGGUCGGAACCUGGAUGGGUUCAUUAUCAGCAAGUGCGAUACCGUUGGCGACAUGGUUGGAACUUUGGUUAGCAUGGUCCACGCAACUGGUAUCCCUAUUGUCUUCCUGGGUGUUGGGCAACACUAUGGAGACCUGCGCGGGCUCAGUGUCCCCUGGGCUGUUAGUUUGCUGAUGAAGUAA
Messenger RNA from Penicillium brevicompactum, 1944 nucleotides. Its product is annotated as signal recognition particle receptor subunit alpha. NCBI's taxonomy places the organism in Eukaryota, Fungi, Ascomycota, Eurotiomycetes, Eurotiales, Aspergillaceae. Gene Ontology annotation, cellular component: endoplasmic reticulum membrane; signal recognition particle receptor complex. Gene Ontology annotation, molecular function: ATP hydrolysis activity; GTPase activity; GTP binding. Bases 1 to 1944 code for a protein of 647 amino acids. Gene Ontology annotation, biological process: SRP-dependent cotranslational protein targeting to membrane. The record is from RefSeq and is a predicted model, not a curated record. The transcript has 2 exons.